AUGAAGCUCUUCAACCUUGUCACUGCCUCUCUGGCUUUUGGCCUGACAAAUGCCUACUUGGUAGCACCUCCGGGCACGCCUGCCCCAGGAGCCGACUCAGGCUGCUCUGAAUGGGUUCAACAAUCCUAUGGACUGACUUGUGCUAUUAUUGAACAGUUCUUUGGCAUGAGUCCAGCCCAAUUCGAGGCAUGGAAUCCCAGCGUUACCCUACUGGGUUCUGGUUGCAAUCUUAUUGAAGGCCUCUAUUACUGCGUACAGGUCAAUUAUGUGUCCAUGUCUUUCCUGUCUACAGGCCCGCCAACUACAACCACCAAAUCAUCCACAGCCUCAACAACCUCCAGCGGGAAUGGCAUCACAACACCAACGCCUACACAGAGCGGCCUCGUAAGCAACUGUAAUAAGUUCUACAAAGUUGUCAGUGGAGAUAUCUGCGCCAACAUUGUCACUACAUAUGGCAUAUCUCUGGACAACUUUUACGCUUGGAAUCCGGCUGUAGGUACCAGCUGUACUGGUCUCUGGCCCGAUUACUAUGUCUGCGUUGGAGUUAUUGGAUCAGGCCCUUCAAGCACAACACAUGCCUCAUCUACUACAAUUCAUGCAUCUACUACUACUCGUGUUUCGACCACGACCACGUCUGGCAAUGGUAUCACCACUCCGACACCUACGCAGAGCGGCAUGGUAUCGAAUUGUGAUGCCUUCUACAAAGUUGUUAGCGGAGAUGGGUGUGCCAAUAUUGCUACUGCUUACGGUAUCUCUCUAAACAAUUUUUACGCCUGGAAUCCAGCGGUUGGCACCACUUGUGCUGGUCUCUGGCCUGACUACUACGUUUGUGUUGGUAUCAAGGGUUCUACAACAACAAAGGCCUCUACAACCACAAAAAUCACUCCGUCAACCACUACAAAAGGAAACGGUGUGGCCACGCCGACGCCGACCCAGGCAAACAUGACAAAAAAUUGUAAGACCUUUCACCUGGUCAAGAGCGGGGAUGACUGCUUUGACAUUGCGGCUGCUGCCAACAUUACCUUGGCAAACUUCUAUGCCUGGAACCCGGCUGUAGGCACUAGUUGUUCUACUUUGUGGCCGGAUUAUUACGUUUGCAUUGGAGUUUUGUAA
Trichoderma harzianum CBS 226.95 is the source of this 1113-nucleotide messenger RNA. Its product is annotated as carbohydrate-binding module family 50 protein. NCBI's taxonomy places the organism in Eukaryota, Fungi, Ascomycota, Sordariomycetes, Hypocreales, Hypocreaceae. The transcript is spliced from 2 exons. The record is from RefSeq and is a predicted model, not a curated record. The coding region runs from base 1 to 1113 and encodes 370 amino acids.